Molecule: messenger RNA, 2320 nt
Organism: Lineus longissimus
Lineage: Eukaryota; Metazoa; Nemertea; Pilidiophora; Heteronemertea; Lineidae
Product: G protein pathway suppressor 2-like
Exons: 10
Coding region: 231-1589 (452 amino acids)
Biological process (GO): regulation of transcription by RNA polymerase II
Cellular component (GO): transcription regulator complex
Molecular function (GO): transcription coregulator activity
Source: RefSeq, a predicted model, not a curated record
CUGAUGAUUGGGCGGACAUUUUCCUAAUUUUGCUUGGAAAAUUUGCUGAAAAAACAUCCAUGUAACAUUUUCCAAAUUAUUCACUGGUUUCUCAUUUAGCAAGCGGCUACCCUGAUUAACACAGAUCAACAAUACAAACAUAUUUUGAUAAAAAGUGAAGACCAACUUUCUCUGUUAUUCUAUUAUUGACUGUCAAAGCGUGACGGAGGGACAUACAAAAAUCUUCCAAAAUGCCUGCACUGAUUGAACGUCCAAAGAUGACGAAGACAAUGUACCAGGCAUUGAAGAGGCACAUCAUGAAGGAGAGAGAGAAGAAAAAACAAGAACAAGAACAGGAUGAGGCGCAGGAAAGAAUGAAGAAAGAAAGAGAGCAGCGCAAGAAAAAAGAACAGGAAGAUUCAAUGACCCUGGAACAAACCAAAGAACAGGUCACAUCGAAUAUCAGACAACAAGAAACUAAACUCGAUUCUCUGAAGAAAGAAAAACAUGAGUUGUUCUCACAGUUGAAGAAAGUGUUACAUCAGGAGGAUGAGACGAGACGUCGGGCACAAGUCAAGGAGCAGAACGAACUGCUGAGCAUGAGUCAACACUAUAAUCAAACGACCGGCAUUCCGGUUUCGGUUUCCUCACACCCGAUGUUCCUGCCUGCUAAUACACCUGGGAUCACUACUGGUAUGCCGGUUCCCAACCGCCAUCAGUUGUAUAAACCGGGCCAUGCACAAUCACAAAUGCAUCAAAUGGCUGGGCUCCAGAACAGGAAUUAUCUGGUUCUACAAGGUAUGAAGCGACCACGAAGUCCAUCACCACCGCCUGCUACGAUCUACCAGCACUACCCGGAGACUAAAUAUCCCCCUGCAACGUACUCACAGAGCAAGGCUUAUACACCUGCGCAGAAGCACAGCCACUAUCAGACGGCCCAGGCUGGACACGUGACUUAUGUGACUCAAUCUCAAGGCUACCAUCAACAACAACAACAACAGGCACAGCAGCAGCAACAGCAGGCACAACAAGCAGCUGCUGCACAACAACAACAACAACAACAGCAACAACAACAAGCUGCUGUGCAGCAACAGCAACAACAGUCGAAUUAUCCCACCCAAUCAAAUGCUAGCAAAUAUCAAGCAAAUCAGUCGGCGUUUACCUCGUACCCAAGCCAUUAUGCUCAUCAACAGAAACAAAUAACAGACCACUAUCCGCCUGGGUACGCUGUUCAGAGGAUGCCGGCACAGUCUGGCUACCAUCCCCCUCACAGUGCUUCAAUACCCCUGCAGCAGCAGCUUGAGCAUGCGAGUCAGAAGUCAGGAUUCUCAGAGGAAAAGUACAAGAUGCAGCAGCAGCCAGCGAUGCGGGGUAUGGCCCCUAUGUCCUCACAGCAACAGCAGAUGAUGCCACAACAGGUCCAGUUGCAACAGCAGCCACAGAAUAAGGGUAGUAUUGUAACAGGUUAUCCAGUCAGGACUCAGGCACAGAGCUCUCAUUCAUCAAGUUAUCAGGGCUCCCAGAGUGGUUACAAUCAACAAAAUGGAGCACAGCGCCGGCCAUAUCAUGGCAGUGGACAGCCCCCUGGACAUCAAGGACGAUAUUAUUAGAGCACUUAACGUGACAUGAUGGGGAUCAUGAUGGGGGACUCUGGGCAUAGUACGAGUUGCUAUGGUAACCUGAAGAUUGCCAGGAAAUCUGUUUGACUGAUUUUUGUAACCCGGUGCUGAAAAGGCUAGUAGUUUAGUAUCGAAGACAGUGAUAGGGAACUAAUUGGUCAGCGAUAGUUCAAUGGAAAUAAGACUCGGAAGACUGAGUGAUGACCGAUUUGAUCUGCUCUCAGCUGUUCAGCAUCGCUGUUUGGUGAGUUGGGUUGGGAUUUACUUUGCAAGUCCAAUAGGGCUAGAGUUGGAAUAUGUCGGUGUGUCUAGUGAUAUACACUAAUAAAGUAAAGUUUACUUGACAUUCAAUGUUAUUUAAGAUGUGCUGUAGUUGGUUUAAGAUGUGCUGGCAAGUCACUUCACCUCCGAUUAUUUAAAGUUGUAAAUUUGUGUUUGUGCAACAUUCAGAUUAUGUAGUCAUUGUGUCCACCAAUAAUAGGACAACAGAUGUAUAAAUGUGCAACCCUCUUAUGCUAUUAAAUGAAGAUACAUGUAUCUCGGCUAAAUUUUCAUGAAUACAUGUAAUAGAACUUUGAACUCUCACCUGUGAGGACCCUCUUCUACAUUCUGCAUGUAGCUUGUCAAAUACAUGUACAUGUACUUCCUUAAACUGUACUGGUAACAGUUUGUCAUUGUUAAUUGGUGUAAUAAAACUGGUUUUAUUUAUGAAAAAGAGGAAA